Lecanosticta acicola is the source of this 939-nucleotide messenger RNA. NCBI's taxonomy places the organism in Eukaryota, Fungi, Ascomycota, Dothideomycetes, Mycosphaerellales, Mycosphaerellaceae. The record is from the annotation of a GenBank genome assembly.
AUGACCGCUCCAGUGGUCAAUUCGGUUCUCCCGGUGCCUUCUGUGGCCGACAGGCCCAUCAAGAACACGGUCGUCCUCUUCGAUGUCGACGGCACGCUCACUCCUGCUCGUUUGGUCAGUACCUCUCCCCUCGGAUUGCCGGCAGAGACAGGCGACUGACCAGCAUGGUCCUGUUAGAGCGUCUCCCCACAAAUGCUGUCGCUCCUCGCUGCCCUACGCCAAAAGGUUGCAAUUGGUUUCGUUGGUGGCUCGGACCUCAAGAAGCAGCAAGAGCAGCUCGGCACCAACGACAUCAACGUCACCACCCUCUUCGAUUUCGCCUUCGCCGAGAACGGCUUGACCGCGUACCGGUUGGGCGAGCAGCUAUCGUCGAAUUCUUUCAUCAAGUAUAUUGGCGAGGAGAAGUACAAGCAACUGGCGAGGUUCAUAUUGCACUACAUUGCGGACCUGGAUAUUCCGAUCAAGAGGGGUACAUUUAUUGAGUACCGAAAUGGCAUGAUCAAUGUCAGCCCCAUUGGCAGAAACGCCAGCAAUCAGGAGCGAGGAGAGUACGAGAAGUAUGACUUGGAGCACAAGGUCCGUGAGAAGUUCAUCGAGGCGUUGAGGAAGGAGUUCCCUGACUUGGGAUUGACGUAAGUCUUGACGCGAAGAAGCUGGUCCUGAAUUGGCAAGCUGAUUGAUGAUAGAUAUUCCAUUGGCGGUCAAAUCUCGUUUGACGUGUUCCCGACUGGCUGGGACAAGCGUUACUGCCUGCAGCACAUCGAGAACGAGAAGAAUUUGCCUGGCGGAGUGGAGUUCAAGACUAUCCACUUCUUUGGUGACAAGACGUACAAGGGUGGCAACGACUACGAGAUCUAUGAAGACCCGAGGACCGAGGGACACAGUGUCAAGAAUCCAGAAGAUACCAUGGCGCAACUGAAGAAGCUCUUCGACCUCUAA